Cotesia glomerata is the source of this 1616-nucleotide messenger RNA. It is a transcript of the gene Arp3, whose product is annotated as actin-related protein 3. The coding region runs from base 313 to 1566 and encodes 417 amino acids. Gene Ontology annotation, cellular component: Arp2/3 protein complex; actin cortical patch. The transcript is spliced from 4 exons. Gene Ontology annotation, biological process: Arp2/3 complex-mediated actin nucleation. Gene Ontology annotation, molecular function: actin filament binding. The record is from RefSeq and is a predicted model, not a curated record. NCBI's taxonomy places the organism in Eukaryota, Metazoa, Arthropoda, Insecta, Hymenoptera, Braconidae.
UAAAAAACGUGCUCGUAAUGAUAACAAAAAAUGAUAACAAAUAUACAUAUAUAGUAUACGUAAGUUGUUCACAUGUAUAUUAAAUGUAAGUGUAAGUAUGACUAAAGUAUAGCCGGUAAUUGCACUCUCUCUCGCCUUGUCACCGAGAUUUUUUUCGAAGGCGCGGCAGUGCAAUAAUUUUUCUCUGAAAGCUGAUGACAGUUAAACAAUAAAUAAACAUUUGUAAAAAUAAAAACCUUUUGCUCAAAAUCCUGAGGAUAAUUUAUUGACUAUUUAGUUAGUCCGAGUGCUCAAUAAAAUACUAAGUUUAAGAUGCUGGGUCACCCACCAGCGUGUGUAAUUGAUGUUGGAACCGGGUACACAAAACUGGGCUUUGCUGGUAACAGGGAUCCCCAGCUGACAAUCCCUUCAGCCAUUUCAAUUAAAGAAACUGCCAAAGUUGGAGAUAACUCGGCCAGAAGAGUGACCAAGGGUGUUGAAGAUUUAGAUUUUUAUAUUGGAUAUGAAGCUUUUAAUUCACCUGGUUAUUCGAUUAAGUAUCCAGUAAGACAUGGAUUAGUUGAAGACUGGGACCUAAUGGAGCGUUUCCUCCAGCAAUGUAUCUUCAAAUACCUCCGAGCAGAGCCAGAAGACCAUUAUUUCCUCCUAACAGAGCCUCCAUUAAAUACUCCGGAGAAUCGGGAGUACAUGGCCGAAAUAAUGUUCGAGUCUUUCAACGUUCCUGGUCUGUACAUCGCGGUGCAAGCAGUGCUGGCAUUAGCAGCUUCUUGGACAGCGAAAUCCGUGGAAGACCGGUCGCUAACAGGAAUAGUAGUCGACAGCGGAGACGGAGUGACUCACGUGAUUCCCGUAGCCUCUGGGUUCGUAAUCGGGAGCUGUAUCAAACACAUUCCGAUCGCCGGACGUGACAUCACGUACUUCAUCCAGAGUCUGCUGAGAGAGCGAGAAGUUGGUAUUCCGCCAGAACAGUCUCUGGAGACUGCCAAGGCUAUCAAGGAGAAGUACUGCUAUAUAUGUCCGGAUAUCGCCAAGGAGUUUGCUAAGUAUGACAGCGACCCAACUAAAUUCAAACAGCACACUGGAGUCAAUAGUAUCACGCAGCAGUCCUUCAAUGUUGAUGUUGGGUAUGAAAGAUUCUUGGGCCCGGAGAUAUUCUUUCAUCCAGAGUUCGCUAAUCCUGACUUUACCACGCCGCUAGGAGAGAUAGUCGAUGAUGUCAUCCAGAAUUGUCCAAUUGAUGUCCGCAGACCGUUGUACAAAAAUAUUGUCUUGUCUGGUGGAUCCACGAUGUUCAAAGAUUUUGGAAGAAGAUUACAGAGAGACGUCAAAAAAAUGGUUGACGCUCGAUUGAAGCUUAGUGAAAAAUUGAGUGGUGGUCAUAUUACGCCAACGGCAAUUGAUGUUCGCGUUAUUACGCAUCAUAAGCAACGUUGUGCUGUUUGGUUUGGCGGAGCUCUAUUAGCAAGCGGGCCUGAAUUCUACCAGGUUUGUCAUACGAAAAAAGAUUACCAAGAAUAUGGACCAGGAAUUUGUCGCUACAAUCCAGUGUUCCGCAGUGUUGUUUAAUAUAUAUCAAAUAUGUAAUUAUUACUAAUAAAUAUUAUUAAUAAAAUCUA